UUGUUAUACGUAAUUCAAAACAGUGGUUUCCGACUCUCCGGUGAACGCCGAAAGAUCUAGGACGCACACGUGGAUAUCAAUCGCCAUGUAAGCCGUUGAUUUGAUUCCCCACCGAACUUCUACUAAUACCUAUUUAUAGUUACCGGUCCUCAUCAGUCGUUCCUUCAAAAUUAAAUCCACCGACUCUUCUGCGCAGCUUCGGAAUUUCGUUUUGCUUAUGCCAAGAACGAAGCCCAAAAGCAUAACAAAUGCCAACAAGAAGAUAAAGAAGAAAAAGGCUUUAAUGGUUGAAGCAACUAAUGCUCUCGUGCCUGUUCCUGCCCCUCUCUCCUGUCCUGAACUAGCCCCUGUUUCUGCUCCUGCCACUAAUGGCAGUGUUGCUGGUUCUCAGGGAAAGGGGAAGGACAAGGACAAUUCAGAACGACUCUCUGGUUUCAUAUUUUUGUGUAAUGGAAGGACAAAGCCAGAGUGCUACCAAUAUCGUGUUUUUGGGCUUCCUGGGGGGAGAAGGGAAGUUCUAGAGAAGAUCAAUGUUGGUACAAAGCUUUUCUUGUUUGAUAUUGAUCUAAAGCUUCUCUAUGGUGUAUAUGAUGCAACCUCAAGCGGAAAAUUGAACUUGGAACCGGCUGCUUUUGGAGGGAGGUUUCCUGCACAGGUGAGGUUUAAUAUUUACAAGGAUUGUCUUCCCCUGCCGGAGAGUGCUUUCAAAAAUGCAAUACAGGAUAACUAUCAGGGUGCCAAAUUUAGUCAAGAACUCACUGGCCAGCAAGUAAGGAAUCUGUUAUCCUUAUUUCGUCCAGUUGCUGCAUCUUCAUCAGCACCUGUGCCCCCUUCAAUACCAUAUAUGGCCCGACCGCAGGCAAUGCCACCUCCACUGUCGGAGGAUCAGUUCCAUCCCUCAGUGAGGUUUCCUCCUCCGAAGGAUUCGUAUAUGGCCGGGAUGCAACAUGGUCAUGCUCCAUCAAUAAUGGAACCUUUAUGUGUUCAGCAAAUUCCUUUAACCUCACAGCAUGAAUGGUAUCGAACCAACGCAACCACGGGUCAUAUCCAUCCAACUAUUGAGCAGCAACGUCUGCCAGCUCCCAGUGACCCAUAUUAUCUUGCAGAAACUCAACAGCCAUUCUUGGUUGCAGACACUGCUCAGACUGUUCAAGACCUAUACUUCAGACCAGAGUUCAGAGUCCAGACAAUCAACUGCAAACCGGCAAGGAAUCGAAUUUCCUCUUUUGGUUGUCAAUGAAUGACAUAAAUUGUCUUUAAUUGGGAAUUGUAUGAAGACUUUUGAUAAAAUAUGUGUUGACACCAACUAGACAGAUUAUUAUUAUUUUUUUUUUAUAAGUAAGAUUUUAUUAAAAACGCUCAAAAAGGGGAGCGAAACCCAAAGAAACAAAAGGAACACAAGGGCCAAAGGGCGCCUUAGACCUUCAGAGAGGCCAAAAAAACAAUAAUUUCCUCCAUAGAUCUAUAAUCUCUCCUUGAAACCCAACAAAAAAGAGUAAAAAUAACAGAGAACUUAAGCAUAGAAAUAGGCUUCUUUUUCCCGUCAAAAUAUCUCUUAUUUCUCUCAAGCCAAAUACACCACCAGAUACAGAGCGGCGUAGCCCUCCAAGCAUCCCUAAUGCCAGCCCCAACAGAGACGCCUCUCCAAGCCUCAAUCAACCCUCUAGAGGAGAAAGGCAUAGCCCAAUGAACCCCAAAUAAAUGAAGCAUCAAAUCCCAACAAUCUCUGGCCAUGCUGCAAUGUAAAAGGAGGUGAUCAAUAGACUCUUCAUGACACAAGCACAUGUAACAGUGAUUGACCACCAUCUGAUUCCUCCUCCUCAGAUUUUUUAGGGUUAAAAUAUUACCCAGAACAGAGGUCCAAGCAAAAAAGGCGACCUUGCGAGGAGCCUUGGACCGCCAAAUAGACUUCCAAGGGAAGGGAUCUCCAUGACUAAACGAAAGGCAUCUGAAAAAGGACCUAACCUCAAAACGGCCAUGCGUGGUAGGAAUCCAGAACCACCGAUUUGAUCCCCUAAUAGAAAACACCUGGCUAUACAACAACUCCAGAAAACGAGAAACAUCCUCGAUCUCCCAAUCCUGAAAAUGCCUCCUAAAACGAACAUCCUAACACAAUCUCCCGUUAUCAAGAUGAUAACAGUCGACAACCAUGGCCUGUCGAUGAGAAGCAAUCCUGUAGAGCCGUGGGAACGCGAGAGCAAGAGGGAGAUCCCCACACCAGAGAUCCAACCAAAAACUGAUCCUCCUUCCAUCUUUAAUACGAAAACGAACAUGCUUGCAGAAAUCAUCCCAACCCCUCCGAAUACAAUGCCAAACUCCCACUCCCCUUGGACCACGCAUUUCCAGGGAGCACCACCCACCACGACUUUCCCCAAAUUUGCAAGCAAUAACUUUCCUCCAUAACCAAUGCCUCUCGAUCCCAAACCUCCAGAGCCAUUUACCAAGAAGAGCCUUAUUAAAAGGUAACAACCUCCGAAACCCUAAGCCUCCAAACCGAAUUGGACGGCACACUUGUUCCCAUCGAACCAAGUGAAAUUUGAACUCUUCACCUUUCCCCCCCCAAAGGAAGUUGCACUGCAAUCUCUCAGCCACUGAAGAAGGAAUCUAAAACAGAGACAAGAAGUAUGUAGGCAGACUAGAAAGGGUGCUCUUAAUCAGGGUAACCCGACCCCCUUUGGACAGGUACUGCUUUUUCCAACCCGCCAACCUCCUUUAGACUCUGUCCACAACCGGAUCCCAGCUCUCGACACAUCUCGACGGAGCACCCAAAGGCAAUCCUAAAUAAGAAAUGGGAAAAGAGCCAGUGCAACAGCCAAGGAUGUGAGCAAACACCUCAAUCUCCGGAACAUCCCCAACAGGCACAAGAAUACUCUUACCAACAUUAACCUUAAGGCCAGAAACAACUUGAAACCAGAUCAAAGCGCAUCUCAAAUACCUCAACUGGGACUCAUCCGCAUCACAAAACAUAAUAGUGUCAUCUGCAAACAUCAAAUGAGAAACCUCCAAUUGACUAGCAACAUUCCUGCCCACCCGAAAGCCACUCAAAAAACCCAGAUCCACAGCCCUCUUUAGCAAUCUGCUAAGAGCCUCCAUCACAAAAAGGAACAGGAAAGGGGAAAGCGGAUCCCCUUGUCUCAAACCCCUCGAGCUAGAUAAGAAACCCGACGGCGCUCCAUUCACAAGGACAGAGAAACGAGCGCUAGAGAUGCAAAAAAGAAUCCAUCUCCUUCAUCGCCCACCGAAUCCCAUCCUCUCUAACAAGUAGAGAAGGAAACUCCAGCUCACAUGAUCGUAUGCCUUUUCAAUAUCUAGCUUACAAAGAACACCCGGAACACCGCUGCUCAAACGGGAAUCAACACAUUCACUGGCAAUAAGAACAGAAUCCAGGAUCUGCCGACCUCCCACAAAAGCAUUAUGAGAGUCAGAAAUGACACCAUCUAUUACCUUCUUCAACCUAGAGGCCAAGACUUUCGCAAUCAACUUGUAAAAACAUCCCACCAAACUAAUAGGGCGGAAGUCUCUAACAUCCAUUGCCUCUCCGUUCUUCGGAAUAAGAACAAUAAAAGUUGCAUUCAAACUUUUCUCAAAAGAACCCUGUGCAUGGAAGACAUGAAAAGAACCCAUCACCUCUUCACGAACCACCUCCCAACACUCCAAUAGGAACCUCAUAGUAAAACCAUCCGGACCAGGAGCUUUAUCCCCAUUACAGCUCUUCAGAGCAGAGAGAACUUCCUCUUCUGAAAAAGGCUCUUACAAAACAGAGCCCUCCUCUCCCGAAAUAGAGUCAAAAUGAAGCCAAUCAAGCAAAGGACGCCAAUCAGCUGACUCAGUGAACAAAGACGAAAAGUACUCGGAAAAGCUCUUACUAAUCUCCUCCUCUUUAUUAAUCACCACCCCAUCCACCCUAAUCCUCCCAAUGUGGUUGCCCCUUCUGUGAGCAUUAGCAAGUCUAUGAAAGAAUUUAGUGUUAUUGUCACCUUCUUUAAGCCACAAAGCUCUAGAUUUCUGUCUCCAUGAAAUCUCAUCCAAAACAGCAAUCUCAGCAAACUCUGCUUGACACUCCACCCUCCUAAGUCUCAAAGGACCCGUCAAAAGACCCUGAUUCUCCAUCUUAUCAAUGUCAGCUAUCUCAGAUAGAACCCGAUUCUUUCUCCAGACUAAGUUACCAAACACCUCUUUGUUCCAGACUUUAAGAUCAUUCUUCAAAAAGCGUAACUUGCCUGCCAAAGUAUGACUCGGAGUGCCAACCACUCCAUACCCCGCCCACCAGGAUCGAACUCGCUCCAAGAAACCUUCAGUCCGGAGCCACAUAUUCUCAAAUCUAAAUGGGGAUCUUCUGCUACGCAGCCCGCCACAGUCCAACAGCAACGGAACAUGAUCAAACAAAGGACGAGCCAAAAUGGUCUGAACAACAUCAGAAAACUUCACCUCCCAAUCACUCGACACCAAAAAUCUAUCAAGACGAGAAAGUGUGGGAGGAGAACGACCACUUGACCAAGUGAAAGGCCCACCCACCAAAGGCAAAUCAAGCAAGCAGCAAGUAUCAAUAAACUCUGAGAAAGCCUCCAUAUCAGCUGUCCAUCUGUCCCCUGUCGAUCUCUCAAAAGGGGAACGAACAACGUUGAAAUCCCCCCCGAUACACCAAGGCAACGACCAUCGCCUACGAAUCUCCCCCAGCUCCUCCAAAAACAAAUGGCACUCAUUAUCCUCCGUAGGCCCAUAGACUCCAGAAAAAACCCACCGAAAGCCAUCCUCCACCAUGGAUAGAAGACAAGAAACCGAGAACCGCUCAGCCUGAGAAUCCAGCAAAGAGAUCUAACGGACAUCCCACAUAAUCAGGAUACCACCCGAAGAGCCAACCACAUCCAACGCACACCACUCCACGAAUCUCCCACCCCACAAACUUUGAACAAUCACAUCCGUCAUGGAAGCAAUCUUUGUUUCUUGAAGACAUACAAGAUGACCACCCGCUUUCCGAAUCACCGAUUUCACCACUUUCCUUCUAGCCGGGUCAUUAACACCCCGGACAUUCCAUGAGAGAAUUUGGAGCUUCAUAGGGAAACAGUAGAAUUAACCGUCUCACCCCUCCUCCCACUGGCCCUCUCCCUAGCCCCCCUCCUCCUCCUUUCAUAAGUAACAACAGUCGAGGGACUUGGAACCCCUCUCUCCUCACUCACCACUGGAGCACUCCCCCUACAAUCCAUUCUAUCAGCAAACUGAGCAUUAAGAACAUCUAGGAAUAGAUUAGUCGCCUCCUCCAUCCGACCCUCAAAUGACACACCCAAAAGAGAACCUAUCUCGACACCAUUUUCUUUCAUCCAAUCAUUCUCUGAAUCAGCCAACCCUGCAUCAAAUUCCCUUCCUUCCGCAAAAUUCUCUUCUGGUCUAACGACUGCCAAAGGUGUAAGCAAGUCAACAUCGGACUCACAUCCGUUCCACACAACCAUUCCCGCAUCCCCAUGAACAGAGGAACACGACCCAUCCUCCCCAAACUCAACAGAAGACACAGAUGGAGAGCAACAACAAAGAGGAGUUCCAAACACCUCCUCGGCCAAACGUUCAUUCCGUUCAGUGACAGGGCCCUUCGACACAAGAUGAGUUCUCAAUUCAUUCAAGAGCACAGCAGCUGAAACAUCAUCAAUCCAUAUCUUCACAUCUCGACCCACACACGUAGUAAAUCCGUCACUGUUAACAUCACACAACCGAGUAGAACCCACCUCAAAAUCACCAUCGUCACCAUGUCUUUUCUCAAAACCAAGCACCGGCUCCUUCUCAAAAACCGGAGAUAAACAUUGUGACACAGAAGACGCAACUCCCUUUUUCGGCUCCAAACUCCUUCGAGACACCCCGUAAGGAUGAAAAGUGGAAGAAGAAGGGAGAGAGAGAGUAAUUAGGCGAAGCAAAGGACAUACCCGAUCCAGCGGCGAACUGCGAAGCCGGAAUCCACUUCUGCUUUUCCUUUCGAGACCAUUUUUUGCGUACAGGGGGAAAGAUCACUUUCUUCUUCAUACGGUGGCCUUGCACCUGCCCCUUAGCACGUCUACUUCUUCUAGAGCCUUCAGGAAACUCUCUGUUCGACUGAACUUCAAUGAUAUCAAUACCAUCACUUAAAGGCCCAAACCGGUUGCCCAACACUGGCCCAGAAGAAACAAUAGUAGAAUCCGGUCCUUUCUUCAAUUCACAACCCACAACAACGGAUCCUUGUCCACCACAUACAACAUCCAAAGUUUGGGCCGCACUACCUCCAUCCGGCCCAGCAGAUGGCACUUUAUCCCUUAGCCCAAAAUUAGGCCCAGCCAUCGACUUAACCCCAAAUUCGGCCUUUCUUUUAUUCGUAGCCCAAGACUUUGAAACAAAAGUGAAUGCAGCUGUCAUCCACUUUGAACGGCCAAGUCUUCUGCGCCAACCACGUGUAAGGCCUUCAUCACUCACCCUCCCACGCGCUUGAUUGACGUGAGAAACAUCAUGACGACGCUCCUUUCUCCACAUCUGCAUGAACGCCGGCCGGCCAAGACCGAUGAAACCACCCUCCUUAUGCCUUUCCCGGGAUCUCUCUUGCCUUCGAACACCAAUUCCAUCCGAUAAGCCUUCUUUCCUUCUCAGAGAGAAAAACCUCCUAAAACAGUCCGAGUUUCGCUUCCAUAAAUCGUCCCUCCAUUCCUCCCAUCUCUGAAACUCAGCCAAACCUUUCUUCCCCAACGAUUCCCACCUUAACCAUUCUUUCUCCUUCAGCAGGUGCGAACCAUCACCUCCUUCCAAGCUAUUCGUUGUCGGAACAAGCUCAGGAGGCUUCUCUUCCCACACCUUCACUUUUUAGCAGAGACGAUCAUCGUGGAUGAAAACAAAAGAAGGACAAACCUUGCCGUCGGACACUGUAAUGCGAACCCUUUCAGCGUCAAUUGUUUCAUCGGCAUCCACCCAAAUGAAACCACCGCAUAGAUCGCCGACCAUAACAAACAAGGCAUGACUCCAAAGAUGGAGCAGGAGACCGUACAAUGUCACAAACUUCAGACCCUUACCCUUCAAUACCUCGGAACACCCCACCCUAAAACACCAAGAUUCCAAUCGAAGUGUGGCCGUCCCCCAAACACGACGACUUUCUUUAAGCACACGAGACGCCUCCUUUGGAGAAGGAAAACGAAAAAGCAACAACGAAUCCGGUAGAGGUGAGAUAACAACCCCGGGAGAAACCUUCCAAGCACGAGAAGCCCAAGCCGCGAUUUGAGCCCAAUCACCCACGUCCUUGUCGAACUUUCCUACUAAACACGAUCGAAGGUCCUCUCUUCUUUUUUCCACCGAAUCAUUAUCCAGAAAAAACGAAUGCCCUCGAUAAGUGUUUGCAGAUCUAACAGAUCCGCCUUGAAACAGACGGGGCAACCUCACAACAUCCACGAACGACCUCAUCAGGAGUUUCAAGGGGCUUAUACCAUAUACAUUUUUUUCGAUAUAUUUUUCAAGUCGAAGCGUGUAGUCAAAGGGCUUUUUAUCCGUUAAAUGAAGUGGAUAGACAGAUUAUUUCAACUGCAAACUGGCAAGGAAUCGAAUUUCCUCUUUUGUCUGUCAAUGAAUGACAUAAAUUAAUCGAAUUUCACCUUCCAGUUCCAAUAAGAUAUGCUAUUUAUUCAAACUGACAAUUUAAAUUAGGAAAUUUUAAAACAAUUUAAUUAAUUUCUUAAUUUUUCAAUGAUAUAUACCAGGAAAGAGUCGAAAGACAAUGAUCUACAACAAUGAUAUGCUAUUGAAAAAUAAAAUAAAAGAAGAGCCAAGACGAGAGAAGAAGAAUAGAGAAAAAAUAAAAAAAAUAAAAGAAGAGCCGAGAGAAGAAGAAUAGAGAAAAAAAUAAAAAAAAAAGGCCAAGAAGAGCCGAGACUUGAGAGAAGAAGAAGAAUAAAUAAAAAAUAAAAAUAAAAAAUAAAAAAAUAGAGAAAAAAAAUAAAAAUAAAAAAAAAUAAAAGAAGAGCAAGACUUAAGAGCCGAGACUCGAGAGAACUGACUGCCGAGAGAAGGAAAAAAAAAAUCUGAGAGUCUGAGACUGAGAGAUCUGAGAAGCAAGAAGGAGAGAAGAAGAAGAGGGGGAAGGAGAACUUAUUGGCUUCGCAGAUCCGGCAGAUCCAAGACUCCAAGCUUCGCAGAUGAGGCUCCGAGCUCGUACUUCUCUGUCCUUUUGCUUUUUGGUAACUUGGUUCUCCUUUUUUCUUUUUCUUUUUCUUUUGUAGUCUUGUAUAGGUUUUGUAAUAAAAAAAUAAAAACUAAACAAACAAUAAACAAAUAAUAAACCCAUACACAACCAAAAUAAUAACAAAAAAGUAAAAAAAAAAAAAAUUUCAAGCAGGCACGCCUUUAGAGCGCCUGUAGCCUUGCGCCUAUUCCUGAGAGGCGCUCGCCUAGUACAAGGAAGUCGCCUUGAGACAAUCAAGGCGCCAAGGUGGCCCCUGGAGGCGCCUUGCGCCUCAGGCGCACGCCUUCGGUGCCUUUAACAACUAUGCUACCAUUCUUGAUCCGAAAACGAACAUGCUUGCAGAAAACAUCCCACCCCCUCUGAAUGAAAGACCAAACCCCCACCCCCUGGGACCACGCACCUCAAGAGAGCUCCAACCACCACUAUUCUCCCCAAACUUGCUCGCUAUAACUCUCCUCCAAAACCAACGCCUCUCAACCCCAAACCUCCAAAGCCAUUUCCCAAGGAGAGCCUUAUUGAAAUGUAACAACCUCCUUAACCCUAAGCCUCCAUAUCGAAUCGGACGGCCCACUUAAUCCCACCGAACCAGAUGAUACUUAAACUCCUCUCACCCCCCACCCCAAAAGAAAGUUGCACUGCAAUUUCUCAAUUCUCUCAGCCACUGAAGAAAGAAUCUGAAAAAAAGGGAGAUAAAUAAUUGGGAAGGCUAGAAAGGGUGCUCUUAAUCAGCGUGACCCUGCCGCCCUUUGAGAGGUAUUGCUUUUUCCACCCUGCCAACCUCCUUUCAAAUCUAUGCACAACAGGAUCCCAGCUCCUCGUACAUCUCGAAGGGGCUCCCAAAGGCAACCCUAAGUAAGAAAUUGGAAAAGAGCCAGUGUGACAGCCAAGAAUCUGAGCAAAUAUCUCAAUCUCAGGAGCAUCCCCAACAGGCACAAGAACACUCUUACCAACAUUCACCUUGAGGCCAGAGACAACUUGGAACCAAAUCAAAACACAUCUCAAAUACCUCAGUUGGGACGCAUUAGCAUCACAAAGCACUAAAGAAUCAUUAGCAAACAUCAAGUGGGAAGUCUCCAGUUGACAAGUAGCAUCCCUGCCCACCCGAAACCCUCUUAAAAAACACAACUCCACAGCCCUCUUCAUCAAUCUUCAUCACAAAAAGGAACAAGAAGGGAGAGUGCGGAUCCCCUUGUCUCGAGCCCCUCGAACUUGAGAAAAAUCCCGUCGGAGCCCCAUUCACAAGGAUAGAUAACCAAACACUAGAGAUGCAAAAAAGAAUCCAUCUCCUCCAACGCUCACCAAACCCCAUCCUUUCCAACAAGUAUAGGAGGAAACUUUAACUCACAUGAUCAUACGCCUUCUCAAUAUCCAGCUUGCAUGAAACACCCGGAACCCCACAACUCAAACGAGAGUCCACACAUUCACUAGCAAUAAGAACUGAAUCCAAAAUCUGUCUACCUCCCACGAAGGCAUUCUAAGAAUCAGAGAUGACGCCAUCCAUAACCUUUCUCAACCUGGAAGCCAAGAGUUUAGCAAUCAACUUAUAAAAACAUCCCACCAAACUAAUGGGGCGAAAAUCCCUUACAUCCAUCGCCCCUCCCUUCUUUGGAAUAAGAGCAAUAAAAGUGGCAUUCAAGCUCUUCUCAAAAGAGCCUUGAUCAUAGAAAGCGUGAAAAGAACCCAUCACCUCCUCACGAACAACCUCCCAACACUCCAAAAGGAAUCUCAUAGAAAAUCCAUCAGGACCUGGGGAUUUAUCCCCGUUACAACUCUUCAAAGCAGACAAAACUUCCUCUUCCGAAAAAGGUUCUUCCAAAAUAGAGCACUCCUCACUCGAAAUAGAGUCAAAGUGAAGCCCAGCAAGCAAAGGUCGCCAACCAGCUGGUUCAGUGAACAACCUCGAAAAGAAAUCAGCAAAACCCUUACAAAUCUCCUCCUCUUUACAAAACAACUCCCCAUCCACCCGAAUCCUCCCAAUGUGAUUGCCCCUUUUGUGAGCAUUGGCAAGUCUAUGAAAAAAAUUUGUAUUAUUGUCGCCUUCCUUGAGCCACAAAGCUCUAAACUUCUGCCUCCACGAAAUCUCCUCCAUAACAGCGAUCUCAGCAAACUUUGCCUGACACUCCACCCUCCUAAUCUUCAAGGGAACCGGCAAAAGACCCUGACCCUCCAUCCUAUCAAUAUCAGCAAUCUCAGAAAGAACCCGAUUCUUCCUCCAAGCCAGAUUUCCGAACACCUCUUUGUUCUAAACUUUAAGAUCAUUCUUCAAAAGACGUAACUUGCCUGCGAGAGAAUAACUUGGAGUGCCAACCACUCCAUACCCUACCCACCAGGAUCAGACUCGCUCCAGAAAACCCUCAGCCCGAAGCCACAUAUUCUCAAAUCUGAAAGGGGACCUUCUACUCCGCAACCCACCACAAUCCAACAUCAAAGGAACAUGGUCCGACAAAGGACGAGCCAAAGUGGUCUGAACAACAUCAGAAAACUUCUCCUCCCAAUCACUCAACAAAAGAAAUCUGUCAAUUCGAGAGAGAGUAGAAGGAGAGCGACCACUAGACCAAGUGAAAGGCCCACCCACCAAAGGCAAAUCAAACAAACAAUAAGCAUCAAUGAACUCUGAGAAGGACAACCUCUCAAAAAGAGAACGCACAACAUUGAAAUCCCCACCGAUACACCAAGGCAGCGACCAUCUCCUUCGAAUCUCCCCCAAUUCCUCCCAGAGCAACUGACAAACACUAUCCUCUAAAGGAUCAUAGACGCCAAAAAAAACCCAACGAAAUCCAUCCUCCACCAUAGAAAGAACACAGGAAGCUGAGACUGAGAGUCCAACAAAGAGACCCACCAGUUAUCCCACAUAAUCAGGAUACCACCCGAAGAGCCAAUCGCAUCCAAGGCAAACCAGUCCACAAAUCUCCCUCCCCACAAGCUACGAACAAUCACAUUCGUCAUCGAGGCAAUCUUGGCUUUUUGCAAACACACAACAUGACCACCCCCAUUCCUAAUAAUCGAUUUCACCACUUUCCUUUUAGCUGGAUCGUUAAGACCUCGGAUAUUCUAUGAAAGAAUUUGUAUCUUCAUAGGGAAACAAUAGAGUUGACAGUUUCUCCCCUCCUUCCACUAACCCUUUCCUUAGACCCCUUACUUCUCCUUUCAUAAGUGACGAAAGUCAAGGGGCUCGGCACCCUCCUCUCCUCCCUCCUCACCGGGGAGCUCCCCCUACUCUCCCUACUUCCCAUUCUUUCAGCAAACUGAGAAUUAAGCACAUCAAGAAAUAAACUUGUUGCCUCCUCCAUCCGACCCUCAAAAGAAACUCCCAGCAGGGAACCCACCUCAACCCCCUUUUCCCUUAUCCAAUCAUUCUCCAAAACAGCCACAUUUGCAUCAAAACCAGUCCCAUCCGCAGCAACCCCUUCCGGUCUAACCACAGCCAAAGGGGUAAGCAACUCACAGUCAGACUCACAUCCGUUCCACAAAACCAAUCCCAAAUCCCCAUUAAAAGGGGGAGCACGACCCAUCCUCCCCAACCUCCACAGCCAACGAGGAAGGAGAGCAGUAAGACUGCGGAGUCCCAAACACCUCUUCUGCUAUGUGACCCCCCUGUUCAUUCUGAAAACCUUUCAAAGCAAGAUGAUUCCGUAGUUCUUUCAAAAGCACAGAAGCUGAAUCAUUAUCCAAAGAAAUCUUCACAUCACGUCCCACGCAAACAGUAACACAUUCUCCCUUGCACUCAACAGAUCGAGAGUGGCCCAACCCACCAACCUUACAGUCCUCGAGCAAAUCUCCCCACCCACUCACCACCCCAUCGUAACUAAGGAGAGGUUUCUGGAAACAGAUUUCGACCUCGCCGAGGGCUCAUUCACCAUCACUGAAGAAGGAGAUGGGGGAGCAGAUGAAGGAAAAACAGAGGAGAAACUUUAAACAGAAACGGACUUACCCGGAUCAAGCACUGCACCUGGAACCCACUUCUGUUUUUCCUUCCGAGACCAUCUUCGACGAAAGGGAGGGAUAAAAACCCGCUUCUUAGACCUCAGACGAUGCCUAUGUUGAUGCUUCCAAAUUCGCCGUCCAACUGAGAUCAAAGAUGAACCAGACGGUUGGGCCAAUGGACCAUCAAACGAGGAGGGCAGUGGUCCAAAACAGUUAGCCACUUCAAGGCCAGAGCAAAAAGGCCCGGAAAAAACAGGCUCGGAGGAAACAGGCUGAGAACCCGACCCAUCCAGAAACCCACAGCCCAACCCAGCAGAGGUACUUUCCAUGCCUUCAGAAACAACAAAUUGGGCCGCUUUACCUCUAUCAAGACCACAACGUACUGGAUCUUGCACACCAUUAAGGAUAGGCCCAGCAAGAGGCCCACAAUCGGCCCACAAGAGUCCUGAGCCCACACCACUAACUCUUUUUUAAAUGGCCCAACAUCUAGCCCACCAACGCCUGAAACCACCUUAUCCAUUCCUGACCGCACAACUGAAUUUGAAUUAGAGCCAGCUGUAACCCAUUUGGAACGGGCAACACUUCUGCGCCAACCAUGUAAGGGCAUCUUUGCUCCCCCACCCACGCGCCGGCUGCGCGUGAAAACCAUUCCUUUGAAAUCUUUGAUCCCAUCUCUGUAACUGACAGCCAGUGGUAAAGCCGCCGCUACUCUGAACUUUCCAACCACCUACCGACAAGGAAGAAGAGCUUUCUCACCUUCUUUGAGUGAAAAUUCUUCUAAAGCAUGCUAUAUUACGAUCCCAAAGCUUAUCCCUCCAAGCCUUCCAUCGCCGGAAAUCAGCCAUCCCCUUCUCGCCCAUAGAAGCCCAUCUCAACACUUACCUCCUUCAACAAGUGAGACCCACCCCCCCACUCCAAGCUGUCAGUUGUCGGAACAAGUUGAGGAGGCGUUUCCUCCCAAACUACCACGUUGUAACAAAAACGAUCAUCAUGAACAAAAAUGAACGGCGGGCAAGCACGACCAUCAGCCACAGUGAUCCGAACCUUCUCAGCAUCAAGGGACUCAUCAGCAUCCACCCAAAUGAAACCUCCACACAAAUCCCCAACCAUCACAAAAAGAGCGUGACUCCAAAGAUGUAAAGGGAGGCCAUACAAUGUUACCAUCUUCAACCCUUGCUCUUUCAGAACCUCGGAGCAGCCAACCUUGAAACUCCAUUAAUCCACACAAAGAGUUGCCUUCCCCCAGUCACGUUGCCCCUCCUUAAGCACUCUUUCUGCUUCCGCCGAAGAAGGAAAACGAAAAAGGAGCAAAGAAUCCGGCAGAGGCGACACUACCAUAGUCGGAGACACUUUCCAAAUACGCGAGGCCCAAUCUGCAAUCUGAGCCCUAGAUCCCACUUCUUUGUCGAAUUUCCCAACCAAACAAGAUCUCAAAUUCUCUCUCCUCUUACCCGUUGAGUCAUCAUCCAAGAAAAACGACAACCCUCUGUACGUAGAAGUUGAUCUCGCCGAGCCUCCUUGAAACAAACGAGGGAGUCUCGCAACCUCCAAGAAAGAACGCAUAACAAAAACCAAACCACAAGAGAGGAAAGAGAGAGAACCAAAGAAAGUGACUGAGGAUUUCACUGGAGUAGAUGACUCCGGUGACUGGUCGGAGUAGUAGGCUCAAGCCGCGUCUCUGUCACAAGAAACUCUCUCUCUCAUGGAUGAAUGCAUGAUUUAAAAACAACCACAUAUAUGAAUGCAUGAUUUUUAUGUUUUAUAUUUCUCUUUCUCUUUCCUUUCUAAAGGAGCAUUGGAAUUCAUAUGUACUGCUGUUAUAUUAAGGUAGGGUGAGGUUUUGGUCUCUACUUUUUAAAAUGCCUAAAUUAUCCUUAUUAUUUGAUUUGAAGUAUAAUAAUUAGGGAACAAAAUAGUUAGGUUAUACCACUAGUUUGUUAGACUGGUAUUUCCUUGUACUCUCAAAGGGGGAGGUGAAGGGCUAAAGUCCCCAUUGGGAUGUAGAUGUUGGUCAGUUUUAUUCUGAAUUUCUGGCCGUAGCUUGUUGAUGAUCGGCUUUUGGUCCUGAGUGUCUCUUUUUUUUUUUUUUUUUUUUUUUUUGAAUGGAAGGAAAUUUUAUGAACAAAUGAAGAGAAAAAAGGUACCGGGGCAAUAAGUGAGGGCAUUCCCUCUGUGCAGAAAAGGAAAAAUUAACAAUAAAGAAAAGAUUGUGAAAGCACUUUUUUCAAGUUCCUCUUAAGAAGCCCAUCAAACAUUAAAAAGCAGCCUAAGUAGUAAUAUCAUCCUCAAGUGAAAUCCUAGCCACAUCAAGACAUCAAACUACACUGAUCUAGCAACGCCUGCACGAAAUCUUCCAGUCUCUUCAUGGAGUCUAAUUUUUCUCUUGCCAAAUAACAGAUAAGAUAGCUGUGAAAACCAUGCUCCCAAUAUUAGCUCUAAGAGAGUUUGACUUCAAAUUCUGCACAAACCAAUCUGUGAGACAGUCAAAGCUAUUAAACGCAGGCAUAUUCCAUCCCAAAAGAGCACCAAACCAGUUCCAAACUCCCUUGGCAAAGUCACACUGAUAGAAAAUGAUCCGUAGUGUCUUGGUUCUGGAAUCAAUUUGUGCAAAUAGAACUAAGAUGAAAUCCCCUCUUCUGCACCUUCACAAAGGUAGGAAGCUUGUCAAGCAUUACCAAGUAACAAGUCACAUAGUUAUAGGUCUACCUUUUUUCCAACAAAUAUUAGAUCAAGGCUUUGCAUUCCUAACUAUUUCAAGCCUGCUUGAAGGAAAAAAGAACCACCAUCCCACAAAAUCUCAUUUUGACCUGCAUGAAUUUGAAUAUCAAGUAAGAAUUGAUUCAGAGGCUGCAAGUCUUCAUGAUUCAAAGCAGCAAAUUUCCUACUACCAUUUGAAAGAAGAACAUUAAGGUUGAAUUCUUAUCAAGUGGAAUCAAUCUAACUGAUCUAUGUCCAAACUCUCUGCCCCAAUGUCAUGCCUCCUCACCAUGGAUCUCAGUGGAAAUAUAAUAUAGAAGAAAAAGAGAGAGAAUUGUGUAAAGGCUAGAAUAAGAUAAAUAACUCAUUCAUAGUUCUAGUAUUUAUAGAUAAAAAGAGCACAUUCUCAUAUUACAAGGAAGGAAAUCUAAAUCAAAUCUAAAUCAAAUCACAGAAUAUUCCAUGGCAUAUUCUAUAGCAUAAUCAAAUCUCUGCUAAUACGGUAAGUCAUUCCAUAAAUCGUGGCUAUCAUAUAUGCUAACAAUGUCCAAAUAAACAAAUUGUAUUUCCAUCACCCACAUGAAAAGAAGCUACUGAUAAAAUAAUGUCUCUAACUGAGAGCAUCUGCUUCCAUAUAAUUUGACUGAGAGAUUGAAGGUAUACAACUCCGGCAGGAAGAGUUAGGUGAGUACUUAUUUUUAAACCAAGCUACACCCACAACCUAUCUUUUCCUUGGAGGUGAUCCCAAACCAUAGAACAAGCAGCAGCAGCUUCCAUAUCAUAUAUUCUUUUAACUCCAAAACCUCCUUCUACCUUGGGUAGAGUGAUCUCAUUUCAUAUAAUUAAGUCUAGACCUUUCAGUACUUCCACAAAUAAACAUAAAAAACUGAGGCUUGCAGUCUAAAAACUGAAUAGCAGAAAUAUAAGAACAGAGUGAUAAUUGAUCUCAGAAGCUCUAGUUUCUCUGCAAGAGAGAGCAUCUUGGAACUCCACGAACAAAAGUUAGCCUAAACCACAUCAAUAGGAGGUAAGCAAGCCUCCCUUUUGAAGUCGUACUCAUCAAGAGGAAGCCCUAAAUACUUGAUGGGUAAUGACCAUCCCUUGCAAUCCAAAAUAUUCAAGAGAGUUAUUUUCCUUCGUCCGGCUUUUGAAAAGAAGACCAAGCUCUUUCCUUUGCCGACGGAAGGUGCAGAGCAGUUCUCAAAUUUUGAUUAACACACCUCUAAUACCAGCCGCAGAAUUUAUGCUGGCAUGGGUGACAUAGUUAAAUCAUCUGCAAAAAGAUGGCAAAUGUUAAAACCAGCCUUUUUUUGUAGCAUGGGAUGGUUUAGGUCUGCCUUUUCUGUCCAAUUUUUCCAUUAAGUCAACUACACAUUUGAAAAGUAGAUGGGAUAAAGGAGAACACUGCCUCAAACCACUCUUCUGAUUGGAAAAAACCUUUGAUCGAUUGACCAUGACUGAGUGCCGUACUGAUUUCAAACAUUCCUUCAACCAAGCAAUCAACCUCUCACCAAAAACUUACCCAGGAGGGGUGGAAAAAGGCCUUUCACCAAAACCAUAGCUAUGGAGCAACUAAAACUAGAACUCCUAGUGGCCUAGUGGUACCAGGUUUCUAUUUUCCAAAGGGAGGUAAGGGGUUUGAACCUCGGUGGAGCCUUGGAGGCAUGUGUGUGUGAGUACCAACUAGAAAAGAAAAAAAAUAAUAAUAAAAAAAAAAAAAAAAAAAAAAA
Molecule: messenger RNA, 16530 nt
Organism: Cornus florida
Lineage: Eukaryota; Viridiplantae; Streptophyta; Magnoliopsida; Cornales; Cornaceae
Exons: 5
Coding region: 218-1240 (340 amino acids)
Source: RefSeq, a predicted model, not a curated record